AUGGAGGUUUUACUCAGCUGCUUCUCAGCACUCUCAAGACAGAGACAAAAAGACUGGAAGGAAAUCGAAGAAAAAGUAAAAACAAUCGAAGACCAAGCAUCAUGGACCUCCCCCCACGAAAACACCUGCAUGUUCGAAGCCUUCGAAUGGUACGUCCCACAGGAUGGUCGGCACUACCAACGCCUGCAACAAUGCCUCCCAGACCUAAGAGAGAUUGGAAUCGACAAUCUACUCCUUCCACCGGGCUGUAAAGCAAUGCAUCCGUCGGGCAAUGGGUACGAUAUCUACGACUUGUACGAUCUGGGAGAAUUCGAUCAAAAGGGUACCGUGGCCACGAAAUGGGGAAGUAAAAAGGAUUUGGUGGCCUUGGGCCAGGCCGCGCAGGAUUUGGGGAUGGGUGUGUAUUGGGAUGCGGUGCUGAAUCAUAAGGCUGGUGCGGAUAGGACGGAAAGGUGUUUGGCUGUUACGGUUGAUCCGAAGGAUCGCAAUAUCGACCUCACAAAACCCCAAGAAAUAGAAGCAUGGGUCGGCUUCGACUUUUCCGCUCGGGGCGACACAUACAGCAAACAGAAAUACGGCUGGCAACACUUCAAUGGCACAGACUGCAACGAUCUUGACAAGACCAAAUCCGCAAUCUACAAAAUCUUUGCACCAGGGAAGGAUUGGGCGAGGGACGUGAGUACCAGCGAGAAUGGGAAUUAUGAUUAUCUCAUGUUUGCGAAUUUGGAUCAUUCGAAUCCGGAGGUCAGAAACGACAUAUUCAACUGGACGGAAUGGAUUGGUGGACAGCUUCCCCUGAAAGGGAUGAGGUUGGAUGCAGUGAAGCAUUAUUCGGCUGAGUUUCAGAAGGCGUUGGUUGACCAUGUUCGACAGACUUCAAAGGAGUGGUUUUUUGUGAGUGAGUAUUGGUCGGGGAAUGUUUUGGAGAUACAGGAUUACCUCAAACUGGUGGAGUAUAAAGUUCAUGCGUUUGAUGCGCCGUUGUGCCAGAGGUUGUCUGCUAUUUCGCAGUCGAGAGGGGCGGAUUUGAGGAUGGUGUUUGAGAAGACGUUGGUUAAGUUUGAGCCGGAGCAUGCUGUGACAUUUGUGAUGAAUCAUGAUACGCAACCACACCAAGCACUAGAAGCCCCAAUAUCCAGCCCCUUCAAGCCCCUCGCCUACGCCCUCAUUCUCCUCCGCAAAGACGGCUAUCCCUGCAUUUUCUACGGCGAUUUAUACGGCAUGUGCAGUAGCACAUCCUCACUCAAAAACGGAAAGCCUAAAAAGUUUCGCCAUCCUCAGGUCCCAAAAGAGCUUUGGACUCUACCAGCAAUGAUUCUAGCCAGGAAAUUAUAUGCCUACGGAGAACAGCAAGACUAUUUCUUGCAUCGGAACUAUAUUGGGUUCGUGCGGUAUGGGAACGCGAGACAUCUGUGGGGGAUGGCGUGUGUUGUGAAUAAUGGCCUGACGGCUGUGAGGUUGAGGAUGUUCGUGGGCAAGAGGCAUGCUGGGGAGAGAUGGAGUGAUGUUCUGGACCUUACUCAAUCGUCCGAUGAGGGUGCCGUGAAGGAUAAACGUGUGCCGGAGACAGAGAAGGGAGCGGAGAAGAAGAAGACGAAGAGCAUAGUGCGCAUCAAUGCGAAAGGGUAUGCGUAUUUCCCGGUUCAGAGUAUGAGUGUUGGGGUUUGGGUUAAUGAGGCUGCGGAGGGGAGGGAGAGGUUCGGAACGUGUUUUCAUAGCGAUAUAUACUCUUACUAA
This is a messenger RNA of Talaromyces marneffei, 1737 nucleotides long. RefSeq lists its product as uncharacterized. The record is from RefSeq and is a predicted model, not a curated record. The transcript is spliced from 7 exons. Gene Ontology annotation, molecular function: calcium ion binding; hydrolase activity, hydrolyzing O-glycosyl compounds. Lineage: Eukaryota; Fungi; Ascomycota; Eurotiomycetes; Eurotiales; Trichocomaceae. Bases 1 to 1737 code for a protein of 578 amino acids. Gene Ontology annotation, biological process: carbohydrate metabolic process.